Molecule: messenger RNA, 1173 nt
Organism: Rotaria sp. Silwood2
Lineage: Eukaryota; Metazoa; Rotifera; Eurotatoria; Philodinida; Philodinidae
Source: the annotation of a GenBank genome assembly
AUGUAUUUCUUUUUGUUAGGUGAACCUAAUCCUAUAUUACGUGCAAAACGUACUGGUAAAGUCUCAUCUCAACAAGAUACUCCACAAGUUGCUUCAAAUAUAUCAACAAAAAUGAAUCUUGGCACAGCUGGUAAUAUUGUUAUUAUGGGUAGUAAAAAUGGAGAUAAUACAUCAACAAAUAAUAAUCCAACAACAUCAUAUGAUCAAGCAGCUAUAUUACAAGCACUUUGUCAAGCAGGUGUUAAUCCAUUACAUCAUGAUCCAACAGGAGAUGAUUCAGAUACAGAUUCUGAUGAUGAAAGUGGUUCAGAUGAUGAAUCACUUGACAGUGAUGAUGAUAAUAAUCAAUUAUCGGAUAUGGAUGAUGAUGAUGAUGAUGAUGACGAUGAUGAUGUAGCACAUUUAAUAAGUAAAAAUUCUCGAGGACGACCACGUCGACAAACAAAUAAAAAUUCAAGUCAUAAAAAAUCUUCUUCGACACGUCGUUCAACAACAACAUUAACAACAAAUUCUCAGAAUAAAAUUAAACAAAAUAAAAGUGAUACAGAUGAUGAUGACUCAUCAGGUGAUGAAGAUCUUGAUGAUUUAGGUGUUGGUAAUGAUACAAAUAAUAAUUUAAGUAACAUUGUUAAUCCACUUGAUAAUGAUCCAUCAUUAUUAGUGCCAGCUGAUUUUUCUAAUCCUGAUUAUGUUCAAAAUCUUGUUAAACCACAUCGUAAACGACGUACACAUUUACCUAUAGAUGAUCAACCUAAAACCAUACGUUGUCCACAAUCAGGUUGUACAAAAAUGUUUCGUGAUACAGCUUCAAUGAAUAAACAUUUACAUACACAUGGACCACGUGUACAUGUUUGUCAUGAAUGUCAAAAAUCAUUUGUUGAAAGCUCUAAAUUACGUCGUCAUCAACUUGUACACACUGGUGAAAAAGCAUUUCAAUGUCCCUUUGAAGGAUGUGGAAAACGUUUUUCACUUGAUUUUAAUUUACGUACACAUGUUCGAAUACAUACAGGUGAUAAACCUUACGUAUGUCCAUUUGAUGGUUGUAGUCGACGUUUUGCCCAAUCAACUAAUCUCAAACAACAUCUUCUUACACAUGCAAAAAUUCGUUCACAUCAACCAUUUGCUAUUCCAGCUGUUGCUGUUACUAUUACAGAAAUUCAACCUCAGUAUUAA